AUGAAUCUGAUCACUAAAAAAUCCAUCUGUUCAGCCUUGGCAGCCUUGCGGCCGCAAGAGCAGCAGCAGGUGGAGGAAGGUGUGAAGACGUGUCUGAGUCUGGGUGCAGGAAGAGCACCCUUCCUGGAGACCCAGCGGACAGGGUUCCAAAUGUUGAGGAGCUGGAUCAAUGUCUGGCUCCACGGACUCCAGUUCCUGAAGCGGGUGAUGGAGGCACAUGUGAAGUUUCUGCAGGAGGUUCUCAUCUGCUCCCUGUGCCCUCCACUGCUGCUGGUCUGCAGAGACUAUUUGGUGAGGAAAUAA
This is a messenger RNA of Xyrichtys novacula (pearly razorfish), 303 nucleotides long. Lineage: Eukaryota; Metazoa; Chordata; Actinopteri; Labriformes; Labridae. The record is from the annotation of a GenBank genome assembly.